Molecule: messenger RNA, 7647 nt
Organism: Coregonus sp. 'balchen'
Lineage: Eukaryota; Metazoa; Chordata; Actinopteri; Salmoniformes; Salmonidae
Source: the annotation of a GenBank genome assembly
CUUCCGUUUGAGAAGGAGGUCUACUACAUUCAGCAUUCCAUGCUCUACCUGGUGCCUGUAUACCUCUUCAGGAAAGGAGGUACGUGCCAUCUUCUUUUGCACUUAUGGAAUUCUGUACUUUGUUGUCUCCAUUCCAUGGGUGCUUCACUAGAAAUGAAACCAUCUUGAGUUACUCAUCACUGCUACCUUAACUCAACCAAUCAAAACCCUUCUCCCAGUUGUGAGAUUGUUGCACUUAGGCGGAGACCUGGGGAAAACUGAUAAGACUGCCAUCUAGUGUAGAGAUGCCAUUCUUGGAACCGGUUUCAAGUUUUAUUGUCACAUGCACAAGUACAGUGAAAUGCCUUUCUUGCAAGCUAUAAACCCAACAAUGCAGUAAUCAAUAACAAUGUAAUACUAAAAAAUAACACAAGGUAGAACAGAAACACACAAGAAAAGAACAUCAGAAAGUAAGUAAGCAUGCUAUAUACAGGGUCAGUUCCAGUACCAUAAUGUGCAGGGAUACUGGAAUGGUAGGGGUAGAUAUGUAUAUGGGUAAGGUGACUAGGCAUCAGGAUAUGUGAUAAACAGAGCAGCAGCAGUGUAUACGAUGAUUAAAUGUGAGUGUGUGUGUGUGUGUAGAGUCUGUAUAAAUGUAUGUGCAUAUUAUGUGUGUGUGUGUUGGAGUGUCCGUGUGCAGGACCCUGUGAAUGUGCAUAGACAGUGCAAAAUGAAAUACAAGGGUCAACUCAGUCUGUGUAGCAAUUUAGUUAGCCAGUUAGCAGUCUUAUGGCUUGGGGAUAGAAGCUGUUCAGGAGCCUGUUAGUGUCAGACUUGAUAUACUGGUAUUGUUUGCAGUGCGGAAGCAGAGAGAACAGUCUAUGGCUUGGGUGGCUGGAGUCUGGCUGGAGAUUGUCCCGGCCUUCCUUUCACACCGCCUGAUAUAGAGGUCCUGGAUGGCAGGGAGCUCGGUCCUAGUGAUGUACUGGACGUUCUGCACCACCCUCUGUAGCGCCAUGCAAUCUAGGGCGGUGAUAUUGCCACAGCAAGUAGUGAUGCAGCCAAUCAAGAUGCUCUCAAUGGUACAGCUGUAUAACUUUUUGAGGAUUUGAGGGCCCAUGCCAAACCUUUUCAACCUGCCUUCUUCACGACUGUGCGCGUCAGCUCCUUUCUGACAUUGAGGGAGAGGUGUUCAGUCCCAGGAUCCUAAGCUUGGUGACGAGCUUGGAGGGGACAAUGGUGUUGUAGUCAAUGAACAGCAUUCUCACAUUGGUAUUCCUACUUAUCUAGGUGGGUGAGGGCCGUGGAAGUGCAAUUGAGAUUGCGUCGUCUAUCGAUCUGUUGGGGCGGUAUGCAAAUUGGAGUGGGUCUGGGAUGAUGGAGUUGUGUUCCAUAACCAGCCUCUCAAAGCACUUCAUGAUUACAGAUGUGAGUGCUACAGGGUUGUAGUCAUUGUGGCAUGAAGCCUUAGAGUUCUUGGGAACAGGAAUGAUGGUGGUCAUCUUAAAACGUGUGGGGAUUACAGACUGGGACAAGGAGAGGUUGAAAAUUACCAUGAAGAUGCCCGCCAGCUAGCUGUUCUGCGCAUGGCCUCAACACCAGUGUUAACAUUCCAUUUAUUUUUAUUUUUUUAAAGAUGUGAUUAUAAUCCAUGUUUAACAUCAAAACAUAAUAUGAGGAAGAAUUUACCUGACAACAAUUCAGAAGAAAAUAGACUAUGGUGGCCUAUGUUGUUCAAAUUAGCUCCCCAAUUGACAACAAAAGCCUAGACUACAAUUUCAACGAAGAGAAUGGAAUGAGCUCUCAGUCUGUGAUUUACCAUUUCUCUCCAAUACAGUUAAGAAGCAAAACUGCUUAAAAUGUAACCGCUAUGACAGCUUGAAGGAAAAUCGAUAAGAUCACAAACACCCUGGCUCCUAACAAAUUCACACCAAUUUGGAACAACCAAGUCCGUAUCAUACACGUAUAACAUAUCUUUGAACAUAAGGAAGGAUUCAUAUCCCUCAACAAUAGGGGUGAGCUGUCAUAGCAGCUUCACUGUGUACUAGAUGUAUAAAUGAAAAGUUGCUUUCCAAAGAGCUGUGUGGAGGCGAGCUAAACAACAACACUACAACCAAGCCCAUAGUUGUACUUUAGAGGAGUUAACUAUAGGCUAUGACUUAAUGUUGCCUGGUGGUAACAUCUGUAUUUGAUAGGAUACUGCUCUGUCAAUUAUACAGUGGAAUUUGUGAGUCACUCUCUGCCCCGAGUCCCAAAGGCGGGGAGGGGAACUCCAUGCAUUCUGCUCCACUGGCUGAUGUGAAAUGUCUGUGAGACAAAGAGAGCGCUCAAAGUCCUAGCCAAGCUCAUGAUGACUCUGUGAUCAGGAAUCUCUGUGUAUCUGGGUGUCUGUAGUGGCUCUCUGUGCAUUGUGAUGGAAGAGUCCUAUCUAGUCCACUGGGCUUUGGGUUGAGAGCAAGCGAGGGAACAAUGAAUGGAGGGCUUGUUCCCUCAGCUCCCCCUCCCCUCUCCACCCCUCCGCUCCGUUCCAGGCUCUGUGCUGCUGGGCUGUCUCUCUCCGGCCCGGCCUUAAUUGACUCUGUCUCGACUAGAGCACAGGGGUGGAGAAAUGGCCUCAACACAUGGACCUGUUUUAAAUCAAUCCUCUGUUGGAGAGACACCCACAGGCCCAGAGAGAGGAGGAGGGGUACAGGGGGAGUCUAUGGUUGGGAAGGGCCUCAUGAAUGCAAAGGCUGCAUGUGAUUAUUCUUGUGAAACAGCAAACAAGCUAGACACCACCAUCCCUAGUCAGCACUGGUUUUGAACAAAGUGGGAAAGCAAGGUCUCUGGAAGAAAAAGAUCCACAGCCAGCUGCAUUCUUUGAAGGGGGAGUAAGAAACCAAUAGUGAUUAAUCUCCCAGGCAAUAAACUAAAAGCAAUCCAUAACUAGAUUUUCAGCUCUGUGUGUUUUGUAUAAUGUUCAUACAUUGUCUAUUCUCUCCCCCCUGCAGGCGUGUACAAACCGGAGCCCCUAAGGGAUAUGUGGUGGGCUAUCCUCUCUACUGGCAUCUUGUUCCUCUAUCACUUCCUGUUCCUGCAGGGCCUGGGCCUGGUAAGAGACUGAGGGAGCCCUCUACUGGACACCCGGUGAAACACCUCCCCUCUCUCUUAAAGGAGAGGCCAGUAACAUGAGGCACAUGACACAGAUAGACAGGAUGUUGACAAGAUUGUACCCUACAGACAUAGAUCAUAUAUAUUGAUACUAGGGAGGUUAACCAUUAAUCGGUUAGUUAGCUGAAAAUAUAUUUGACUGACCAUGCUUAUCUCUAUAAGUUAAUUUGCAUAAUUUAGUGGAAUUACAUUGGCGCCUGUGUUGUCGUUAGUCGUCAUGUAUCUUAUUUAUCACACGCGCACAGCAUACAGACCUUAGUUUGAGGAGCAGAACAGCCUAUCACCUGUCAGUCAGCGCGAGAGCAGCCCCUCAAAAAGCUGGUACUGAAGUGAAACAUGCAGUCAUUGCACAAGAAAUAACAAUUCUAAAUGCAAUCGCGUGUUAACUAUUAUGAUGACCAUGAUUUAAGAGAGACUAUUUUUAUUUCUCAAUCUCAACUCAACUCUAAUUAAAGUGCGCCUCCAUUCUCCAUUCGAGUGCAUAGGCUAUAGUCAACGGUAGGCAGGCUAUCAGCGCGUCACCCACCACUUUACAAUGGGUGCAUCAGGCAAUAUAAUUGUUUGAAACCUUAACAUUUUACUUUACUUCAAAUAAUGAGGAAUGUCUUACCUUGCGUCAAAGUAGCCUAGCCAAAAUCCAACGAUGGAAAUGUGGAGUCAAUUAUUUUAUAAAGACUUCCUUAUGCCAUUAACCAGCAUUUAUCGCCUGUUCUACUGGUUUUCAUAUCUACUUUCUUUCGUUGUUCAGAAGCAAAAGGCGCAAUCCUAGUCAUAUUAGCAUAUUUCUAAGGGAGAUUUUCAUCUGUCACAUAUGGAGCCGCUCGCAUUAGAUGCGCUGUUUAGAACGGUGUUUCCCGCAAAUUGCAUUUUGGCAGAUGUUUGACAAAGUUUUAUUAGCUGUUUCAUUACAGCCGUUGCAUGUUCAAUAAUAGACUAUAUAGCCUUUUGACUGUAAGACGAUAUGCUUGCUAUUGUUGCAUAUUUUCAUUAACAUGCAAAAAUGGCAAGAUCCGCAUACAGCUGGUGCACCACAAACAGCAGUUACAGUGCUUUGCAAAAGUAUUCAUCCCCCGUGGCGUUUUUCCUAUUUUGUUGCAUUACAACCUGUAAUUUAAAUUGAUUUUUAUUUGGAUUUCAUGUAAUGGACAUACACAAAAUAGUCCAAAUUGGUGAAGUGAAAUGAAAAAAAAAUAACUAGAAAAUUAAUAACGGAAAAGUGGUGGUUGCAUAUGUAUUCACCCCAUUUGCUAUGAAGCUCCUAAAUAAGAUCUGGUGCAACCAAUUACCUUCAGAAGUCACAUAAUUAGUUAAAUAAAGUCCAGCUGUGUGCAAUCUAAGUGUCACAUGAUCUGUUACAUGAUCUCAGUGUACAUAUACACCUGUUCUGAAAGGCCCCAGAGUCUGCAACACCACUAAGCAAGGGGCACCACCAAGCAAGCGGCACCAUGAAGACCAAGGAGCUCUCAAAACAGGUCAGGGACAAAGUUGUGGAGAAGUACAGAUCAGGGUUGGGUUAUAAAAAUAAAAAUAAACUUUGAACAUCCCACGGAGCACCAUUUAAAUCCAUUAUUUAAAAAAUCUAAGAAUAUGGCACCACAACAAACCUGCCAAGAGAGGGCCACCCACCAAAACUCACAGACCAGGCAAGGAGGGCAUUAAUCAGAGAGGCAACAAAGAGACCAAAGAUAACCCUGAAGGUGCUGCAAAGCUCCACAGCGGAGAUUGGAGUAUCUGUCCAUAGGACCACUUUAAGCCGUACACUCCACAGAGCUGGGCUUUACGGAAGAGUGGCCAGAAAAAAAGCCAUUGCUUAAAGAAAGAAAUAAGCAAACACGUUUGGUGUUCGCCAAAAGCCAUGUGCGAGACUCCCCAAACAUAUGGAAGAAGGUACUCUGGUCAGAUGAGACUAAAAUUGAGCUUUUUGGCCAUCAAGGAAAAUGCUAUGUGCUAAAGCAACAAUUGAGUGGUUUAAGGGGAAACAUUUAAAUGUCUUGGAAUGGCCUAGUCAAAGCCCAGACCUCAAUCCAAUUGAGAAUCUGUGGUAUGACUUAAAGAUUGCUGUACACCAGCGGAACCCAUCCACCUUGAAGGAGCUGGAGCAGUUUUGCCUUGAAGAAUGGGCAAAAAUCCCAGUGGCUAGAUGUGCCAAGCUUAUAGAGACAUACCCCAAGAGACUUGCAGCUGUAAUUGCUGCAAAAGGUGGCUCUACAAAGUAUUGACUUUGGGGGGGGUGAAUAGUUAUACACGCUCAAGUUCUGUUUUUUUGUCUUAUUUCUUGUUUGUUUCAUAAUAAAACAUAUUUUGCAUCAUCAAAGUGGUAGGCAUGUUGUGUAAAUCAAAUGAUACAAACCCCCAAAAAAUCCACUUUAAUUCCAGGUUGUAAGGCAACAAAAUAGGAAAAAUGCCAAGGGGGGUGAAUACUUUCGCAAGCCACUGUUAGUCUAUUGAAGGUAAACAGCAGUUAAGUCUAUUGAAGGCAAAACACAAAGCUUAAAGCUCUUAAUGAAAAAUGUCUGUUCCUUGUAUGCAUGCAUAGUAUUUUCUGUUGGUCACGUCAUUUUAAUGUUUGGAAAAAUGUUUACAAACGUUGGCCAGUUAAUGAGGGUUGGUUAGUCGGAAGCAGAAUUGACCGAAAUGUGCAUCCUUAAUUGAUACAGCAUUUCUACAGGACACAGGCAGUAAAGUAAGAUAAAACAGGAUUGCAGGACAGUGAUUCAAAUAAGAUGCAACAUAAUACAGGAUGCUGGAUGGAUACAGAAGCUGGAUAGAGAGCUUGCGUGACGAACUUGAGUAAAGAUACAGUGCCUUCAGAAAGUAUUUACACCCCUUGACUUUUUCCACAUUUUGUUACACAGCCUGAAAUUAAAAUUGAUUAAAUUGAGAUUGUUGUGUCACUGAUCUACACACAAUACCCCAUUAUGUGAAUGUGGAAUUAUGUUUUUAGAAAUGUUGCAUGGACUCUAUGCGCAAUAAUAGUGUUAAACAUAAUUUGUGAAUUACUACCUCAUCUCUGUACCCCACACAUACAAUUAUCUGUAAGGUCCCUCAGUCGAGCAGUUUCAAACACAGAUUCAACCACAAAGACCAGGGAGGGUUCCCAGUGCCUCGCAAAGAAGGGCACCUAUUGGUAGAUGUAUUAUUUUUUUAAGCAGACAUUGAAUAUCCAUUUGAGCAUUGUGAAGUUAUUAAUUACAUUGUGGAUGAUGUAUCAAUACACCCAGUCACUACAAAGAUACAGCCGUCCUUCCUAACUCAGUUGCCAGAGAGGAAGGAAACCGCUCAGGGAUUUUAGCAUGAGGCAAAUGGUGACUGUAAAACACUUAGAGUUUAAUGGCUGUGAUAGGAGAAAACUGAGGAUGGAUCAACAACAUUGUAGUUACUCCACAAUACUAACCUAAAUGACAGAGUGAAAAGAAGAACGCCUGUACAGAAUAACUACAAAGAAUUUGGCUAAGAAAUUAACUAUGUCCUGAAUACAAAGCGUUAUUUUGGGGGCAAAUCCAGCACAUCACUGAGUACCACUUGUCAUAUUUUCAAGCAUGGUGGUGGCUGCACCAUGUUAUGUGUGUGCUUGUCAUCGGCAAGGACUAGGGAGUUUUUUUAUGAUAGAAAAUAAACGGCAUAGAGCUAAGAACAGGCAAAAUCCUAGAAGAAAACCUGGUUCAGUCUGCUUUCCAACAGACACUGGGAGACACAUUCACCUUUCAGCAGGACAAUAACCUAAAACACAAGGCCAAAUAUACACUGAAGUUGCUUACCAAGACGACAUUGAAUGUUCCUGAGUGGCCUAGUUACUGUUUUGACUUAAAUCGGCUUGAACGUCUAUGGCAAGGCUUGAAAAUGGCUGUCUAGCAAUGAUCAACAACCAACUUGACAGAGCUUGAAGAAUUUAAAAAAUAAUAUUGUACAAUCCAGGUGUGCAAAGCUCUUAGACACUUACCCAGAAAGACUCACAGCAGUAAUCGCUGCCAAAGGUGAUUCUAACAUGUAUUGACUUAGGUGUGUGAAUACUUAUGUACAUUUCUAAAACAUUUAGUCAUUAUGGGGUAUUGUGUGUAGAUGGGUUAGAAAUCUAUUUAAUCCAUUUUGAAUUCAGUCUGUAACAACAACAAAGUGUAAUAAGUCGAGGGGUAUGAAUACUUUCUGAAGGCACUGUACAUGACACACUAGCAUGACUAAUGAGUUGUGUGACAGAGCUGACUGCUCUUCUCUCUUAUAGCCUGACUGAAGACACGAAUGAAACAAACACCAAGCAAGGCCUCUGUUUCUCCUAGCUAGUCUCUCACUUCUGUCUCUUUCUGUCCCUCUUCCCAGAUGACCGAGGUCAACCUGAACAACAUGUUGUGUCCAGCGGUGUCGGACCCAUUUUACGGGCCUUGGUACCGGGUUUGGGCUGCGGGUCACCAGACCCUGCUGACCCUGGUUCAUGGGAAGGCCCUGACCCUCUUCUCCUACCACACCGGCCCCACCUGCAGGUACCUGCUGGACACCGCCAGACUGCGCAGCAAGGUCGACUGA